GGGAGACACACAAAGAAAGGCAGAGGAGAAAGGAAGUCGUUAGAGAGGAAGGAGUAAAACAGCCAGAAAGAGACUUGCGUGUGGAGUACUGUGGGACAUGGGAGGAGGCACCGCAAAAGGUUAUUCAAGGAAGCUUGAACUUGAUCAAUAUUUUUGCUAAAUAAGUGAAAAACAAAAGGGGGUUAAGAACAGAAGAAGACGAAGAAAUGAAGGACGUGGGGCAGUUAGUAGAACUAGGGGGCUCUCAGAGGAAAAAACGACCCAAAGUUUGGUUGAGGAAUGAAUCUGUUCGUGUGGGACUUGCUGAAACCCUUUGCACAUAUGUCAUGAUGGUGUUUGGCCUGGGGUCUGUAGCCCAGGUAGUGACAGGGCAGGGAGAGUUCGGACAGUACCUCAGCAUCAACCUGGGCUUUGGACUGGGUGUUGCUAUGGGGGUUCAUGUUGGAGGGAAGGUCUCAGGGGCUCAUAUGAAUGCAGCAGUGUCAUUCACAAUGUGCACGUUUGGACGCCUGGGGUGGAAGAUGCUGCCUCUAUAUAUUUUUGCGCAACUAUUGGGGUCAUUUCUGGCAGCAGGGACAAUUUAUGCUGUCUAUUAUGAAGCCAUAUAUGACUAUUGUGGAGGAAACCUGACUGUAACAGGGGCAACGGCCACAGCUGGUAUCUUUGCCACCUAUCCUGCACCGUACCUCUCCUUGAUGGCUGGAUUCAUUGAUCAGGUGUUUGGCACAGCCAUGCUGCUGCUGUGCUUGAUGGCUCUGUCCGACCAGAAGAACAAACCGGCGGCAGCGGGCAGUGAGCCUGUCGCAGUGGGUCUCCUGGUGCUGCUCAUUGGCAUUUCUCUUGGCAGCAACAGUGGCUAUGCUAUCAACCCCACUAGAGACAUUGCACCCAGGAUCUUCACUGCCAUAGCAGGCUGGGGGACUGACGUGUUCAGGGCUGGAAAUGGGUGGUGGUGGGUGCCACUAGUUGCGCCCUUGAUUGGAGGAGUAUUGGGUGCAGGGCUCUACAGGGCCUUGGUGGAGAUGCACCACCCUCACCUCUCCGAACAGGGUGAGGGGCUGAUGGGGGAGUUGGAUGAGGAGACUGCAUCUAUGGAGAAACAGUAAAACAUCUGUGGUCGUGUAUGUGUCUAAAACCCCUAAAUAUGUACAGUGCACAGCCUGUAAAGCUCUCUGGAUGUCUGUAUGAAACAUUCCAUGAUGACAAAGGGUUAAAAAAAAUAGACCAAAAACUAAUUGAUAAGAUGGAGGACAGAAGGACUUUCACAAUGAGGUUUUGAAUAUCUCAAACUAUUUGAAAAUGCUGAGUCUGUUUUAUGUGAUUAACUUGAUCAUGUGUGAUCACCAACCUUUGAUAUUCACCUUCGCAACACAUAUAAAAUAAUGCUGACAUCUAGGGCUUAUUUCUCCAAUCCACACUAGUUAUAGUAACUAGGACUGAGAGCCAUUUUAAUGCAUUGAAGAUGGAAAACACACACUUCAUAGUUUAUAUUUCAUGUUUAUAUUAUUGAGGUAAAUGCAGCGGCUACAACCUUGGAAGACACCAUAAUUAUCAUUCAUUAUAACAACCAACAGGAGACCACUUUCAUGAGAUUGGAAACUACAGAGCAUGUAAAGAAAAGUAAAAAGCCAACCCGCAAUUAUCGAAUACAUGUAUCUUUAGUAAAAUAAAAUAGGAACAGUAGGAGUUGGCUUCUCACAGCUUGAAAGGGCAGCAGCACAACCAAAGAUAAUACACACAUUAAUCUUUCCAACAAUCCAUUGCAGCAGCAGCCCAGAGCUAAAAAGUGUAGAUGUGUCUUGAUUAACUUUGUAGGAGCUCCAAAG
Cottoperca gobio is the source of this 1826-nucleotide messenger RNA. RefSeq names its product aquaporin 7 (gene aqp7). NCBI's taxonomy places the organism in Eukaryota, Metazoa, Chordata, Actinopteri, Perciformes, Bovichtidae. The transcript is spliced from 6 exons. The coding region runs from base 207 to 1106 and encodes 299 amino acids. Gene Ontology annotation, cellular component: plasma membrane; basolateral plasma membrane. The record is from RefSeq and is a predicted model, not a curated record. Gene Ontology annotation, molecular function: glycerol channel activity; water channel activity; urea transmembrane transporter activity. Gene Ontology annotation, biological process: water transport; glycerol transmembrane transport.